AUGCCGCCGCCGGAGAACCCCUUCGCUCACUUCGUUCACUCUCAAGCACGCCGCAAGUCCGAGUCCGCUGCAAUCCCAAUUCACGACCGGGAUGUCAAGCGCGACACUGCGACAAGCUCUACGGCGCGAAAUCCCUUUGCGCCUCCGGUUCCACCAAAGGACGAGCCGUAUAAGACGGCGUCCACUUCAUCCGCGAUCAGCGGGACAGGGAAUACUCUGAGUGCCUUGGAGAAAGAGUGGAUGCUUAACGACUGCAUUCAGCCGAAGUCGGUAAAUGAAGAUAGGCUGAGACAGGAAUACUCACCGAAGAGUAUGAGGGCGGUAGAUGAAAGCGAAAGCCGGGACGGAAGAACACCCGCCCGCCGGAUACAUCCAGCUUUGAGGUCGAUCUCAUCACCGCCACGAAGCUUUAUAGCCCUCCGGGAGAGUGUCCAAGAUAGCGGGGUCGACGUGUUCAGUCCCGUAACCUCCAGCGAUGCAACAUCGGAUGACGCCAACAGCGAAGUCAUGCCGAAGGCCACAAAGCGCGACACCGUCGCCGAUCUAUUCAGCGAGAUAAUGGGAACCGGUAAAGCGCCACGCCUACCGCGUCAGAGAGUGCUAGACGAAGUAUCUACACGUUCCGCCGUGCCACCUCCCCUGCGUAUACCCAGCAAGCCCAAGCCUUCGCCUCGUGGUAGCGCCCUACCCCCGACGACGCACAAGUACAACAAGCUAGAGCUAGGCGGCCGUCCUUCACUCCAGAUCGUAACGACUUUCGCCGAGCCCAGAACCGCACCAGAGCCCCUCGCCAAUCGACGUAGUUACACGAAGCGCAUGAGUCACGGGCACGGUCGUAAGGACAGACCAGCACGCGCAUCUAUGAUGCGAUGGAGUCUCUUCCAGAAAGAUGCGCAAGUACCACCACCGCCGCCAGUGCCAGAACCACGGAAUGAGACUCCGCCCAUACCCCGGAAGAGCAGCAAGAGAGGCAGGAGUAUCACCUUGCGAGAGCCAUUGCUACCCAAGAAGAGCACAUCUCCUCUUGGAGAAAGUCCACCACCGCCUCUCCCCAAGCAACGGCGCGCGCAAACCUUUCCUGCGCAAAAAAGCUCUCACAAACUGCGGAAGGAUUCGGAUAUACGUCUUUCACCCACCCUGCCUCAGCGCAGGAACACGCAUCACAUCACCGUGAACAGGAUGCGCGAUCCUGAUGAAGCUUUCGAGGAACUUAUCGCGCUUCGCAGACGUGCGACCGGUGAUGUUGACGGAGGCGCACUCACGGUGCCUGGUAGGGCAAAUAGCAAAAUUCACAGCAAGUAG
This is a messenger RNA of Alternaria novae-zelandiae, 1302 nucleotides long. RefSeq lists its product as uncharacterized. The coding region runs from base 1 to 1302 and encodes 433 amino acids. The record is from RefSeq and is a predicted model, not a curated record. NCBI's taxonomy places the organism in Eukaryota, Fungi, Ascomycota, Dothideomycetes, Pleosporales, Pleosporaceae. The transcript is spliced from 2 exons.